Cotesia glomerata is the source of this 6350-nucleotide messenger RNA. RefSeq names its product dedicator of cytokinesis protein 1 (gene mbc). Gene Ontology annotation, cellular component: cytoplasm; plasma membrane. Bases 277 to 6252 code for a protein of 1991 amino acids. The transcript has 8 exons. Lineage: Eukaryota; Metazoa; Arthropoda; Insecta; Hymenoptera; Braconidae. The record is from RefSeq and is a predicted model, not a curated record. Gene Ontology annotation, biological process: small GTPase-mediated signal transduction; cell migration. Gene Ontology annotation, molecular function: small GTPase binding; guanyl-nucleotide exchange factor activity.
UUGUAAAGCAUCAUCGGUGUACGUAAAUACACUAAACUCUACCGAGGCAUUUAUAUAUCACCAACACACAAGUGCUUACCUCCCGUACUCUAUUCAUUAGCAUUACAUACACCAAACACUCAAUAUACAAUAUACAUUGCGUGUUGGUUAGUUAUUUUCUUCACCGUACUCACGUACUUUUAUUACACUAUUUUUCCAACACCCAAUACAAGUGCGAUACAAUAAAUAUCAGUCAUAACAAAAAAUGAUAAUUAAAAUCAUUGAAUAGCCAUAACAAUGACAGUGUGGAGAAAAAAAGACGGCUACAAUGCCGUAGCUAUUUAUAAUUAUUGGCACCAUGGAGAUCGGAGUCUUAAUUUAACUGUAGGGGACGUAAUAGAAAUAAUUGGUGAAUGUGAUAAUUGGUACUAUGGUAGAAAUAAGCACAAGGGAUCCAAGGGUAUGUUUCCUAAAUCGUAUACACACAUACUAUUACAGCCUGUUAAUUCUGAUGUAUUGAUGCAUGAAAUAACAAGUGUAUUACGAGAAUGGGGACAUCAUUGGAAACAUUUAUAUGUUAUAAACUCGUCAAACUUUGGUGCAAUUCAACAGCAAAUACUCGAAUUGAUUGGCUUCAGAAGCAAAAUUUUAAGCGGGACGUUGACAGUCGACGAGCUAAAGGAUGUCAAGCGAUUGGCUACGGCUUGCAUAGACGCGGGCAAUCAACUCUUGGGUCUGGACAUGGUAGUGAGAGAUAACCAGGGAAAUAUCUUGGACCCCGAGAAAACUAGCACCGUCCAGUUGUACUACCACCACCAGAUCGCGUCCGAAAGAAUCCGGACGACGACAACCGACACCAAGAAGAAGUCAUUGAAACCUCAAGUACCUGUCUAUUCUCAUGUAUUCUUCGUAAGUGUACGUAAUUUCGUCUGUAAGAUGACUGAAGACGUUGAGCUGCUUCUGACGCUCUAUGAUAGCAAAGAGGGAAAGGCUAUCGCUGAAAACUACGUCGUCUCCUGGAGCAAAGAAGGCUUGGCGCGUGAUAUAGACCAGCUGCACAAUCUCCGGGUCUUAUUCACUGACCUUGGUUCCAGGGAUUUGACGCGUGACAAAGUUUAUCUAGUUUGCUACGUCAUUCGGGUCGGCGGCAUGGAUCCCAAAGAAAUAGAUCAUCGAAGGUCUAGUGUUGUACAAGCUAGUACUAAAAGUAAAAAUUAUGCGGAUAGUAUGCGGAGACCUUUUGGCGUCGCUGCUAUGGAUAUUACCUUGUACAUCACUGGAAAGCUUGAAGGAGAUGUUGAGCAUCAUCAUUUCAUUCCUUUUGUUCAAUGUUGUGAGAAAGAAAGUUUGGAUGGAACUCUCAGAAGAAUUCUCGCUCAGAAAGACACGAGUGUACAAAAAAAUAGCGGUAAUAGUAGUAAUAAUCACGUUGGAGGUCAAGGAUUAUGGGCGAGUUUAAAAUUACUGAGAGGCGAUACCAAGCAGGUACGUGAAGAAUAUCCGCAUCUAGUCCUCGGGAACGUGUCAGUCGCGCGAAAAAUGGGAUUCCCGGAAGUGAUACUACCUGGAGAUGUUCGUAAUGACUUGUACUUGACUCUAGUUAAUGGUGAGUUCAGCAAAGGCUCCAAAUCGACGGACAAAAACGUCCAAGUAACAGUGAAAGUUUGCAACGAGCACGGAGUGGCUAUUCCCGGCGUAAUUACUUUAGGAGGCGGAGCGCCGUUUAUCGAUGAGUACCGGAGUGUUAUUUACUACCACGAAGACAAGCCUCGCUGGUGUGAGACCUUCAAGAUUGCAAUUCCAAUAGAAGAAUUCAAGUUAGCGCAUCUUAAGUUCACUUUCAAGCAUCGCAGUUCCAAUGAAGCUAAAGACAAGUCCGAGAAGCCAUUCGCCUUGAGCUACGUCAGGCUGAUGCAACGUAACGGAACGACGCUUCAAGACACUAAUCACGAGUUACUCGUUUACAAACUCGACCACAAGAAGUACGAGGACAACGACACGACUUAUUUAAAACUGCCCUCAACACGUGCUGAGCUGGUUGAAUUAAACAUCGAGAAAAAACCGGUGCUGGGACCUCUGACCUUGACUUCCAAAGACACGUUUUUGAUCAGCACCAAUGUUUGCUCGACAAAGUUGACUCAAAAUGUUGACUUACUGGGUCUACUUAACAGCGCGUCGCGUCCUACCGAUCUCAAAGAAUCGCUGACUGCUUUGAUGAAAGUCGACGGCGAGGAAGUAGUUAAAUUUCUUCAGGACGUUCUUGACGCGCUUUUCAAUAUCUUGAUAAAUAAUUUCGACAAUGACCUGUAUGAUGACAUGGUUUUUGAGUGCAUUCUUUAUAUAAUUGGACUCGUUUCCGAUCGUAAGUACCAGCACUUCCAACCUGUGCUCGAUCUUUAUAUUUCCGACAGCUUCUCGGCGACACUGGCGUACAAAAAAUUAAUCGCCGUGAUGCGUAAGCGAAUUGAGAAUGCGAGCAAAGGAGAAAAAUACGACGUUCUGUUAAAAACAAUGAAGAGUUUGCAGUACUGCAUGCGUUUUAUUGUUAAAUCACGGCUACUUUUCAGCGAGUUUGAUGAAAAUCAGCAGGAGUUCUCUCAGACACUCACUGACUUCUUAAACUCUUUUGUCAACCUGAUGAGUAACGAGGCCGGAGAGAUUUUAACGGUUCAAGGCGCUUGUCUCAAAUACAUUCCUUCUACCAUUCCACAUUUACUCCAAGUCUACAGUGGGAAACAAUUAAGUUUAAUUUUAACUCAAUUGCUGGAUCAUUUACCACCUGGCAGACUUAAUAAGCAAAAAAUGAUGACUGUUAAUGACAUUAUCCACAGUCCGCUCUUUCUUGAUGUCGAAUGUCGGGGGAUUCUGUUGCCGAAAAUUGUUAAACUUGUAAGAGACCUCCUCGAAGCCAAAGAAGAGGGACUGUCAGGUACGCCUGGGAAAAGUGUAGCGAAGGUAGCCAGACUUCUAGGCGAAAACCGUCACCGUCUCAAUCAACAACGCGGUUAUUCUGAAGAGGUUGAGCUGUGCGUUAAAAUUCUAUCAGACAUCCUAGAACUGACAUUUCGGAAAGACAUAGGCUCCACUGUGUCCGACAUAAAAGAAAUAAUGUUAAUAUCUCUGAGAACAGUAAUACAGACAGUGAUAUCAAUGGACCGAGAAGAUCCUCUGGUGGGGCACUUGGUAUCGGUGAUGCUUUCAAUAUUCCGACAAAUGACUGAGGGUCAUUUUAAAAUUUACACCGACCAUUUUGUCACUCGUUUUGAUUUACUGGACUUUCUAAUGGAAAUUCUUUUGGUAUUUAAAGACCUCGUAUCGAGAAGCGUUUUUUCGCCAGACUGGAGCGAGAUGAUAAUGCUUCAAAACAGUGUAAUUUUAAAAUCAUUGAGGAUAUUUUCUGGCACUAUAUGGGACUUUUUCUUCGAGGAAUUUGAGCAUCAAGCCUGGUCAAAUUUUUUCCACUGUGCCAUUGCAUUUCUUACGCAACCAUCGCUUCAAUUGGAAACUUUAACUACCGCUAAACGUAAUCGGGUUGUAUCACGUUACAACGACAUGCGCAGAGAAAUGGCUUUCGAGAUCCGAUCAAUGUGGUUCAAAUUAGGACAGCACAAAUUUCUCUUCGUUCCAAAUUUAGUCGGGCCAAUUUUAGAGAUGACUCUUAUUCCCGAAACUGAAUUGCGUAAAGUAACAAUUCCAAUAUUUUUCGAUAUGAUGCAGUGCGAAUUUAACAGCUCUCGGAUAACCGAAGGCUACGGUGACACCAAGCGUAACCCGUCUCACAGAAAAGAGAACUUCACCGAGUAUGAGAACGAGAUGAUUGCCCAAUUGGAUGUUCUAAUAGAAGGGGGACGAGGUGAUGAGCAGUUCCGUUUGCUCUGGAUCCAAGUAAUGGAAAUGCAUUGCGAGAACCACGCGACAAUGCGUGAACAAGGUCUGCGAUUUGUCAACAUUGUCGCUAAUUUAAUUCAACGAUUACUGCAGUACCGUGACAUUAUCAACACUGAAUCUCAAGAGCACCGGAUGAUGUGUACAGUUAACCUCCUAGAUUUUUACUCAGAAAUAAACAGGAAAGAAAUGUACAUAAGAUACGUCAAUAAAUUGUGUGAACUUCAUUUAGAAUGUGACAAUUAUACCGAGGCUGCGUACACACUAAAGCUACACAGUUUAUUGCUCGACUGGAGUGACCAACCUCUGUCGUCUCUCCUGCGCUCUAACAGAUACCCCGCGUGUCAAACUCACCGAGAGCUCAAAGAAGCUCUUUACAAUGACAUGAUAAUUUAUUUCGACAAAGGAAAAAUGUGGGAAUGUGCUCUAGGUGUUUGCAAGGAAUUAAUAAAACAAUACGAAGAAGUAACUUACGAUUAUUUGCAACUAUCCCAACUAUUGAAGCGCAUGGCCAAGUUUUACGACUCAAUUGUUAAACAAUUGCGCCCGGAGCCUGAGUACUUCCGUGUGGCUUAUUACGGUCGUGGACAUCCUCCAUUUUUGCAAAACAAAGUAUUUAUUUAUCGAGGUAAAGAGUAUGAACGUCUGAGCGAUUUUUGCUCCCGAACUUUGAACCAACUAUCAAACGCAGAGCAGAUGAACAAAUUGUCCCCGCCGACUCAAGAAAUGUGCGAGUCAAAUCGGCAGUACGUCCAAAUAAAUAAAGUUGAGCCUAUCAUGGACGAGAAGAGACAUCGAUUAAGUGGCAAGCCUAUCACAGCGGAAGCUGUUUUACGUUACCAUCGGGUAAAUGACGUCAAGCGGUUCAGGUUUUCAAGACCUGCACCAAAGAAAGAAUUAAGAGAGUCUAUAACUUCGUCUACUUUGUCUUUGUCCAAGUCUUACGAAGAAUUUAUCAAAGAAGAGGUUGACAAUAAUGAUAAGUCUAUUAAUAGUAAUAGUAAUGGUAUUAGUAAAAAUAAUGACAAUAAUAAUAAUAGUAAUAGUAAUAACGAUGACAAAAAUGAAUUUGCUUCUUUGUGGUUGGAACGUACUGUUCUAGAAACAAAUUCAUCAUUGCCAAAUGUUCUACGAUGGUGCCCGGUUAUUUCUAGUGAAACUUAUCUAGUAAGUCCUCUUUGCAACGCCAUUGAAACGAUGGAAGCUACCAACGCGGCGUUGCGUAAUUUGAUAAUUGUCCAGCAAGCUGAUCCGAGUUUGCCACUGACUCAGCUUAGCAUGAAGCUCAAUGGGAUUCUCGACCCAGCAGUCAUGGGCGGUGUUAAUAAAUACGAGGAAGCUUUUUUGAAUCCUACUUAUAGAGAAGCUCAUCCUCAAGCCAGUUCGGAUUUGUUGAAGCUAUCAAAUUUAAUUGCAGAGCAAAUUCCAUUGCUGGCUAUUGGGGUCCAGCUGCAUCGAGCUAGAGCUCCGCAGGAGUUGAACCCUUUUCAUCAGAGGCUCGAGCAGUGUUUUAGUAACAUGCGAGCGCAAGUUGAAGCCAAGUAUGGCAAGCGGACUUGUGAUCUGCAGAUCGAGACUCUGACUCAGUCUGUGACGAUGCGAAAGCAGCUACGGAAACAUGAGUCGCACUCGAGGCUUUCUGAGACUAGUGUAGUAAGCACGGAGACUGGGUCAGUGCGGUCGCAUAUUUUGUCAACUGCUUCCCUGCAAAAAGCCCUGGUAGGAGGAACUAGUACUACCAAAAAAAAAGACGCUAAAAGAAGGAGCGCGAGGAAGAGCGACUCUGCUAAUUUAGUCAAGCAAGAUCUGUCGACGAGCCAGUGGUACACCACGCCGGAGAUUUCUCCUCAGCCUUCUGUGGCACAGGCACCUGUGACGGUUUCUAGUGUGUCCUCGCCCCCGCCAAUUGAACUGAGGCAGCAGUUGAAGGCUUCCAGACCACUAAGGUCAGAGGCUGAAAAGGAACGACGGGUUAGCAGUCGCUGGUCUUUGCAGUCUCAGAGUUACAUUAGGAAUUCUCAAGAUGAUCAAACGGACUCUAAUGACUCGCAUGAUCAGAAGAUUAACCGCGACUCGGUUGGUACUACUGACAGUACUGCUUCCGAAGAAGAUCUUCCACCGCCUUUGCCGAUGAAAAUGCGCGAGACUGACUAUUGCAGUUUUUCUUCGCAAAUCAGCACAGACUAUUACACCAGCAGUGCCAAUAUUAAGUCUAUUAUUAGCGAAAGUUUGGAUAUUAAAUUAAUGUCGGCGUCAAUUGAUGAUAGUUUUGAUAAUUUAAGUAAACCACCGACUCCACCUCCUAAGCCUAAAGUCAAUCGGGCUUUAUUGAAUAGUAAUUCGCUGAGGAAAAAUUCUUUUCAUAAUGUUUCAAUGCCUACUGACUGACAUUUUAAAAUUACGUUUAAGUAUUUUUAUUGUAGGAUGAUUCGAUUUGUUGGCAAGAUAAAAAGUAUUAGCUUGAGUCAGAACAAAAUUUUUUAUUA